AUGCAAGAAGCUGUUGAUGGGUUAAAUGGAUGGGCAGAUACCAAUAAAAUGGCUUUGAAAAAAAAAACAAAGGAUAUGUGGCUUUGUUUCACUGAUUCAAUCCCAGAACCACCUCGCAUCCAAAUUAAUGACGAAGAAGUAGAAAGGGUAAACAGUUUCAAGCUCCCGGGUUUAUCAUGCCAAAAUGAUCUUAAAUGGAAUGAACAUGUAGACCAAAUUACAUGUAAAGCAAACAAGAGAUUAUACCAUCUUAGACAGUGCAGAAAAUCCCAAUUACCACCAGAGGUUGGAUUGACAACUUCCAUAUCCAAAAUUAGACCAGUAUUAGAGUACACAUCGCCUGUUUGGGCAGGAAUUCCAGAAUAUUUACAACAAGAAAUUGAACGUGUACAGACGAGGAGCCUGAAAAUUCUUGAUCUGGACAGAGACUAUCUGCCUUCUUUAAGAAGCAGGCGUGAAUUAACAACCAUCCGAAAGAUCAGAACGAUUCCAGCGGAACCAACCCACCCUUGCCAUACCUUACUGCCUGGUCCUAGAGAAUACCCAUCUGAACUUAGACAAAAUCAUUUUGACACAGUUUUAUCUAGAACCGAGAGGCAUAAGCAAUCUUUUAUUGCAAGAUCUGGUUAUAUAAAUCUGAUAACAUUCAACUUUUAA
Messenger RNA from Paramuricea clavata, 657 nucleotides. The record is from the annotation of a GenBank genome assembly. NCBI's taxonomy places the organism in Eukaryota, Metazoa, Cnidaria, Anthozoa, Malacalcyonacea, Plexauridae.